AUGGCUCUGGUUUUGGGCUUUUACACGGCGGCCUCACUGGUCGCGGUGGCCAUCGUCGCCUUGCUUUCAUACCUCACCUAUCAGCUCCUGAGCAGUUACCUACGCAAGUGGAAGGAGAUGAAGCCGAUCCCAGGCAUAGGCGGAACAUACCCGCUCAUUGGCAACUCAUUGCAAGUAAAAUCCAAUGCUGGAGACUUCUUUUGCCAUCUUGCCGGCUAGACGGUCCAGUUCUGUGAUACGCCACUGCUCAAAAUCUGGAUUGGCCCCGUGCCUUUAGUCAUCCUGUUUCAUGCUGAUGCUGAGACUGUGUUGAACAACCCCAUUCACAUGAACAAGUCGUAUGCCUACAAGUUCCUCCACCCCUGGCUUGGAACUGGCCUUCUGACCAGAAUGAGUGACAUCAUCGCCCGGAGACAGAGGAUGCCCUGGUACUGGCCAGAUUUUGUGUAAAACUAUCUGGCCAAUAAGGCUGAAGGCAAGGAGCACAACAAGAGCCUGAAAGUCCUUCAUUCUUUCACAGAAAGUGUGGGGCGGAGUACGUAUAUCACAUACAUUGAGUUGGACAGCGAAUCAGACCAAGGCAUGAGGAAAGACAUGCUGCUGAAGACAAUAGAUGAGGAUGGCAACAAGCUAACCCACAGGGACAUCCAGGAAGAAGUAGACACCUUCAUGUUUGAGGGUCAUGACACGGCAGCUGCCUCCAUGACCUGGACCACUCACCUGCUGGGAUCCCAUCCACAGGUACAGCGUAAAGUCCAGCAAGAACUGCAGGAGGUGUUUGGUGAGUCAGACCGGCCAGUCAACACUGAGGACCGGAAGAAGCUGCAGUACUUGGAGUGUGUGGUCAAGGAGUCACUGCGGCAGAUCACACAGAAACAGAAAUACAGGCACACAAACACACGCAUGCAUGGCUUCAAAGUGUCCAAAGGAGCUAAUGCCAUCAUCAUCACCUACGCCGUCCACCGUGACCCACGCUUCUUCCCAGACCCAGAGGGGUUCCGUCCAGAGCGCAUCCUGCCAGAGAACUGUGUGGGGAGGCACCAGUACGCCUUCGUCCCCUUCUCCGCUGGCCUCCGCAACUGCAUCGGUCAGAGUUCCGCAGUGAUGGAGGAGAAGGUGAUAUAA
Clupea harengus (Atlantic herring) is the source of this 1125-nucleotide messenger RNA. It is a transcript of the gene cyp4v2a, whose product is annotated as cytochrome P450 4V2. NCBI's taxonomy places the organism in Eukaryota, Metazoa, Chordata, Actinopteri, Clupeiformes, Clupeidae. Gene Ontology annotation, molecular function: iron ion binding; heme binding; monooxygenase activity. The record is from RefSeq and is a predicted model, not a curated record.